Molecule: messenger RNA, 1353 nt
Organism: Labrus bergylta (ballan wrasse)
Lineage: Eukaryota; Metazoa; Chordata; Actinopteri; Labriformes; Labridae
Source: RefSeq, a predicted model, not a curated record
AUGUCAGUUACACUUCAUCAACUCAGAUUAACUGGAUUAACAACAACUGAAGCUUCCCUCCUGAUCUGUAAACCUGUCUCACUGCCUCCACCUGUCUGUCUCUCAGAGGUUCUGAUGAACACAAAGUGGGAGACGUCAGACCUGCGCUGGACGACCUAUCCUGCUGAGGACCCGCAGUGGGACGAAGCGAGCGGAUUGGACGAUGAGAUGAACAGCGUGAGGACCUAUGUGAUCUGUACACCUGAGAGUCCGUCCUCCUAUUGGCUGAGGACUCGGUGGAUCCCGAGGAAGGCGGCGACGACGCUCUACGUGGAGAUCCGGUUCACCAUGACGGAGUGCGCCGGACAAAACCACCGUCACUGUAAGGAAACCUUUAACCUGUUCUACUACCAGUCUGACAGCGACGAGGCCACGCCCACUCACCCGUCCUGGAUGGAGAACCCGUACACCAAAGUGUCCACGGUGGCGGCGGACCACCUGCUGCCCACCACCUGCUGCAGGGAGAAACGCUCCAAUGUGAAGCUGAUGCGCCUGGAGCCUCUGAGGGGGGCGGGGCUUUACCUGGCCUUCCAGAGCCAGGGCACCUGCAUGGCCCUGCUGUCCGUACGCGUGUUCUACAGGAAGUGCCCCUCUCUCCGCCGCUCCUUCGCCUCCUUCCCUGAAACAGUCCCCCACUCGCUGGUGGAGCAGGCUCAGGGUGUGUGUGUGGAGAACGCCGUGACUCCGCCUGGCGAGCAGUCUCGGCCUCCCAGCAUGCUCUGCGGUGAGGACGGGCAGUGGGUCGGGCAGCCGUCAUCCAGCUGUGCGUGUCGCCCUGGGUACGAGGCGGGCGACAGUGACGUGCGAUGUCGAGCCUGUCCAUCGGGCCAGUUUAAGGCCGGGUCAGGACCUGGUGGGUGCAGCCCAUGUCCGGCCAAUAGCGACACUCGGAUCCCAGGUUCUGCCUACUGCCUGUGUCACCAUGGUUACCACCGAGCUGACUCUGACCCGCCGCACUCUGCCUGCACCCGUAAGACCGUUUUAUCAUUCUGUACUUUUGAAAAGAACCUUUUUACUCCACAGGUCGUUCAGACCAAGUCUGAAUUCAGGAGGUCCAUGAGUAAGGUUACCAUAAAGCGCGGUGGCGAGACAGAAUCCUGCCGACUGUCACUCAGAGGGGACGGACAGGAGCUCCACAGCUGAAACAGAACGCUGUAGCUUCACCUGAGGAGUGCUUUCCUUUCAUUUUAAAAAGAAAAGACCUUUGUGACAUCACUGUGACAUCAUCAGGGUUCCUGUGGUCUGCAGGUUCUGUUUCUCCAAGAAGUAUAAAUAUUGUUCUGAUAUAUCGCCCACAUCUUACUCUAUAUGAAC